UCACUAUGAUAUACGGGCUACCUAGUCUGGAGGAAGUAAGCAUGUGGCGUUUGAAGGAAAACGUGGACGGAGCUACUUUCGGUGAGGCUGUGAACAUGAAACGCCUGAGAUCUUUAAGUAUCAGUAUGUCCAAUCUUAAUGGCUUCAUCGCACAUGAUAUGUUCCAUCGAUGGUUUUCGGGCUUGACAAGUUUCCAUGUUAUGGUUAACAAUAUUACACCUUACCUGCCUUUCUCUGAUAAGCAGAUAAGCAUUUGUGAAUGUUACAAAUUCCCCUGCGGGAUUGAGGGGUUGACAAAACAUGCAGUCUCUUUAUACUUGUGUGGAAGCAAAGGUUUAACAAGUCUUUCUAAGUUCCAAGGCGAUUUAAAGAGCUUAAGACAUCUUCGAGACAUUGAUUGCAGUGGAGUGGAAUGCAUUAUAGACUGGAGAGAGGUUGGAGAUGAUGCAUUCCAAUGUUUACAGAGUUUGGAACUCCUUGAUUUACCAAACUUGGAGAAGGUAUUCGAUGGUGGAGCGCCUCCUCCGCUGAACACAAGCCUGCAAAACCUCAGAAUAAUACGGGUUUUUAAUUGUGAAAAGUUAAGUAGUCUCUUCUCUUCUAGUAUGGUAGAGCAACUACAUCAGUUAGAGGAGCUUCCCAUUAGGGAAUGUUUCCAAAUGAAAGAGAUUAUAGGAGACAAGCUGCCCCAUAAUACAUUCCCAAAAUUACACUUCCUAAGAUUGGAUCGCUUACCAGAAUUAGAAAGCAUUUGUAGCCAGCUAUUUAUGUUUAUAUCUUUGGAAGAGAUGGAAGUAAUUUCUUGUCCAAAGUUGAAGAAGCUCCCCCUCUUCUGCUCAAGCAUCCAUCAAAUAAAAGGAAAAAUAGAAGGCGAGAGAGAAUGGUGGGAAGGAUUAGAGUGGGAAGACGAGAAGGCCAAGUCCCUCUGCACCAGAAUUUUCGAGGCUCGCUGAUUUGCAAAUGAAGAAGCUUCCUCUCUCCUUGAUGUACAAAAAAGGUGAUAUUUGCUGGAUAAUAUCGCGAGGAGAACAUGAAGCUCCAAAGUCUCCCGAGAUAUUCCUAUGUCGGGUAUGAAUUAUUGCCUUUACAAGCAAUCGUGGACGUGGAUUGCGUAGGGUCGCAAUCUCAGUGGUUUGAUGACAUGGCAAAGUUCUGUGAGAGUUAGCAUGAUAUAUGUAUUAUAUCCCCACUGUCCAUUUAUUUUUUGAGAUCCUUUUAGGGAAUGAACCAAAACAUCAGACAGAUCCAAAGAUUAAGUGAGACCGCCAAUUUCUUAGGGCCAAAGAAGUUUUCUAUCAAGCUGAUAUGUGUAUUUUCCAUUCAUCCAGGUCUGUGUGACCUUAUGAGAAGUUUUGGAUGGAAAAUUUAUAUCAUGGUGGACCCUAGGAAGAUUUCAACGGUAGAUAUCAUUGUCCUACUGCUUCUGUGGUGUGAUUCACUUGGGCUUUGGAUCUACCUCAUUUUUGUGCUCAUGCCCUAAAAUGAUCUCUAGAAAUAAAUAGACGGUGUGGAUGUAAUACAUACUUGGGUCCACAUAACAUUGCCACGUAACACGCCAGGGAGGUACCCAUUCAAUCUCCAGCAAUGGUAACCUCCGAACGUGUAGAAGCAUUUCUAUGAGCUCACUAUGUCUUCUAUAUAUAUUUUGAAGCACUUUUUGUUGUAUUAAUUACUGCUUUAGAAGGCUUUGUCACUCUCUGUUUCAUGUUAUUGCUAAGAAUGGGUUUUUUUUU
Molecule: messenger RNA, 1733 nt
Organism: Magnolia sinica
Lineage: Eukaryota; Viridiplantae; Streptophyta; Magnoliopsida; Magnoliales; Magnoliaceae
Product: disease resistance protein At4g27190-like
Exons: 2
Coding region: 6-953 (315 amino acids)
Source: RefSeq, a predicted model, not a curated record